AUGAUAAAUAAUAAGAUUGUGAGCAAUAUUGCAGGUUUGUUUGGUUUAAUAGUUUAUGCUGUACACAUCAAUGGUUAUGCUACAAAAGACAACCAGUUAAUGAUGUGGCUUAGUAGACGAUCAAACUCUAGACCUACAUAUCUUAAUAUGUUAGAUAACAUGUGUGCAGGUGGGCUGACGUCAGGACAGAGUGUCAGACAAUGUGCUAUUAAAGAAUGUGCAGAAGAGGCAUCAGUACCAAAAAAACUGACAGACAAACUAAAAGCAGUAGGAUGUGUGAGCCAUAUAUUUGAAGAUAAACGAGGAGUUUUCCCGGUGUGUGAGUAUGUAUUUGACCUACAUCUACCAUCAAAUUUUCGGCCUGUAAAUGCUGAUGGUGAAAUUGGCAGUUUCGAAAUGAUUGCUAUUGAAAAGAUAAUGGAUAACAUUUUUUUAGAGGACUUCAGGCCUAGUUCAGCAAUGAUUGCAUUGGAUUUCUUAACACGACAUGGAUUUGUUUCACCAGAAAAUGAGAAGAAUUAUGCAUACUUAGUAGAAAUGAUGCAUAUACCGCUACAAAGUUACUUCUCUUAUACAACUCAAUUGUUGAGAAAAUAGGAAUUACAGCAAUAUUGAAGACAUGAAUAGUAGUCUAGAUAAAUAUGCUGUG
Molecule: messenger RNA, 649 nt
Organism: Mytilus californianus (California mussel)
Lineage: Eukaryota; Metazoa; Mollusca; Bivalvia; Mytilida; Mytilidae
Source: RefSeq, a predicted model, not a curated record